AUGCAAGCAUAAUUGACUGAGGGACAAGAUUAGUAAUCAGAAUCAAUAGAUGAUAAAUCAGAGUAGCAGACACAUUCCUCUCCUAAACUGAAUUUCUAAGAGUUCAUCUAGUAAAAACCAGUUUUAGUUUUCUUGGGGUCUCUGUUUACUGUUCUCAUUUGCUGCAUUUUCUCGCAAUGUUUAGUGAGAAUCUCCAAAAACUACAACCUUUCCCUUUAAAAAUACUACAGCAAAAAGAAGUAUGAGAAGGCAAAGUUGAUUCAAAGGUACUUAAAUACAGAGGAUCAGAGCCGAACCAUGGAGUUUGAGAGUAGUUUGGUAGAUAGGAAUAGAGGCAGCAGCAAUGAUCGCUAAAAUGAGAAUGAUUCAUUUAUCAGAGGAGGAGCAGGAUAAGACUACCAAAGCGAUAGCAACUCUAAUUAUAUCAUGAGAGGAAUUAAGGACUGA
This is a messenger RNA of Stylonychia lemnae, 447 nucleotides long. Lineage: Eukaryota; Ciliophora; Spirotrichea; Sporadotrichida; Oxytrichidae. The record is from the annotation of a GenBank genome assembly.